AUGUCGAUUGAUCACUCGAAAUUCAUGACCGAUCUUCCGGCGGAUGAUCUGGACAAGCUGCGUACCAUUUCGGAUUCCUGGGCAGAUGGUGUAAAGACCAAUCUCAUGGAACAGAUAAGAAGAGGCCAUGAUGAGCUACGCAGAAUACAAACAGCACAGCAGAGCACCCGCACGCAAAUCGAAGCUGUAAAGGCUCAGCAUCAAAGUCUCAAAUCUGAGCGUGAUUCAAAGGCCCAAAAACUCGAGAAGGAAUGGCUCGCUAAACAAGCCGAAGUGGAGGAGCUACGCGGUCACAUCGACUCUCUCAAGGCUCAGAUGGUGAAUUCGGUCGAACAAUCAAGAAGUUUGGAUCCGCAAAUAGAUUCACUCGAAAAAGAACUGUUACAAAAGCAAAAUGAUGUGAAAAUGCAGAAGGGAGUGAACACCGUUCUCCAGUCGAAAUAUCAAUCGCUGCUUGGACUGAGGAUAGAAGCCAUGGAAGAGGAGGACGAACUUCAAUUUUUUAUGAACAACAUUGACGCAAGUGAUUAUGAUAGAGAGGUAUCUUUUGUCUUGACGCUUCAUGAUGAUUACUGUGUGAAGAAUUGCAAUCCCAAGGUUCCAAAGGAGGAGGUGGAUGGUAUUAUCAGUGAGUUGAAGAGCAGCCACGAGUUUGGCAGUUUUCUUAAGCAGAUGAGGUCGUUGCUGAAGUCGAGGAUUUAG
Messenger RNA from Kuraishia capsulata CBS 1993, 702 nucleotides. RefSeq lists its product as uncharacterized. Gene Ontology annotation, biological process: chromosome segregation. Bases 1 to 702 code for a protein of 233 amino acids. Lineage: Eukaryota; Fungi; Ascomycota; Pichiomycetes; Pichiales; Pichiaceae. The transcript has a single exon. The record is from RefSeq and is a predicted model, not a curated record. Gene Ontology annotation, cellular component: Ndc80 complex.